Molecule: messenger RNA, 1023 nt
Organism: Miscanthus lutarioriparius
Lineage: Eukaryota; Viridiplantae; Streptophyta; Magnoliopsida; Poales; Poaceae
Source: the annotation of a GenBank genome assembly
AUGGCGAUUAUGCAAGGCUUUGUUCCUCUGGUUGUUGGGGCAAUUGUUGUUGGAGUUUGUGCGUCCUUUCUUUCAGGUGUGCAUUCCUAUGGCGUGUGCUACGGCACGGUAGCCGACGACCUCCCGCCGCCGAGCGAAGUGGUGCAGCUCUACAAAUCCAACGGCAUCAGCAACAUGCGCGUCUACUUCCCCGACAGCAAGGUCAUGGAAGCCCUGCGCGGCUCGGGCAUCGGUCUCGUCCUCGGCGUCGCCAACGAGGACAUCGCCAACCUGGCCGCGUGCGCGCCGUGCGCGGCGUCGUGGGUCCAGACCAACGUCCGGCCCUACCACCCGGACGUGAACGUCCUGUACAUCGCCGUCGGCAAUGAGGUCGACGCCACCGCCGCCGCCCAGAGCAUCCUCCCGGCCAUGCGGAACCUGCAGGCCGCCCUGGCCGCGGCGGCACUCGACGGCGACAUCCAGGUGUCCACGUGCGUGAGGCUCGACGUGGUCACCAACACCUUCCCGCCCUCCAGCGGCGUGUUCGCGCAGCCCUACAUGGCGGACGUCGCACGGUUCCUGGCGGCCGCCGGCGCGCCGCUGCUCGCCAACGUGUACCCGUACUUCGCUUACCGGGGCAGCAACCCGGGCGACGUGAGCCUCAGCUACGCGCUCUUCCAGCCGGGCACCACGGUGAGGGACGGCGGCAGCGGGUUCGUGUACACAAACCUGUUCGACGCCAUGUUGGACUCCGUGCACGCCGCGCUCGAGAAGGCCGGGGCGUCCACCGUCAGGGUCGUCGUGUCCGAGAGCGGCUGGCCGUCCGCCGGCGGGGACGCGGCCACCGUGCAGAACGCGCAGACGUACGUCCAGAACCUGAUCGACCACGCCGGGCAGGGCACGCCCAAGCGGCCUGGGCCGUUGGAGACGUACGUGUUCGCCAUGUUCAACGAGGACCAGAAGCCCGGGGAGCUGACGGAGAGGAACUUUGGGCUCUUCUAUCCUAGCAAGGCUCCGGUUUAUCCCAUCGUGUUCCGACACUGA